Molecule: messenger RNA, 1308 nt
Organism: Acanthosepion pharaonis
Lineage: Eukaryota; Metazoa; Mollusca; Cephalopoda; Sepiida; Sepiidae
Source: the annotation of a GenBank genome assembly
AUGUUUAAUAAUUGGCGGACCUUGAGGCAGAGUCGAAGAGAAGACGUUAUGUUUGCAGAACGCCCGAACCAACGAAACAAAUUUGGCACCUUGCCGGAACACAAGUUCACACUUUUUAAUUCCCCCCCUUCGCCUUCCUUUCCCUUGUUAAUUCUCUCUCAUCUCAUUUCUCUCUCCCUAUCUCUUCUUCCCACUCUCCUUUUCUCUUCCUUCAUCUCUACUCCCUCACUUUUGUUCAUUAUUUCUAAACACGUUUCCUUUCUACAGAUUUUCUUUUCAGAAUAUUUUCUCAAACUUUCUUUCUUUCCUCUCUCUCACUCUCUUUCCUUCUCACUCUCUCUCUUCCCCUCUCCCUUUCUCUCCCCCUCUCUCUCUCUCUCUUUCCUUCUCCCUCUCUUUUCCCAUCUCCAUCCCUCCCUCCCUCUCUCCUUCCUUCUACACUUUCCUCUCUCUCACUCUCUUCCCCUCUCACUCUCUUUCUUCCCCUCUCCCUUUCUCUCCCCCUCUCUCUCUCUCUCUCUUUCCCUCUCUUUUCCCUUCUCCCUACCUCCCUCUCCUUCUCUCUCUCUCUUCUUCCUUCUACACUUUCCUCUCUCUCUCUCUCUUUCUCUCUCCCUCUCUCUCUUCCCCUCUCACUUUCUCUCCCUCUCUCUCUCUUUCCAUCUCUCUCUUUCCCUCCCUCUCUUUUCCCUCUCCCUCCCUCUCUCUCUCUCUCUCUCUCUCUCUCUCUGUUUCUCUCAUUUCUUAUGCAUUGGUAUUUUUUUUCUUUCUUCUUAUUUGUAUCUUGUUUCGUUAUAUUUUAUUUUGUUCACUUUUUUUUGUUUUCUUUCUUUUUUUCACGCGUUUCCUUCGAUGUGUCAUGAUUUCACGUCUCUUCCUUUAUUCCUCCUUCAAUUCGAUUUUCGUUCAUUUCUUUGCCUUUUCAUUCAUUACUCUUUUUAUCUGUCCUUGCCUAUAUUUUUUCUUUCUUUUUAUUUUCCCCUCUCAUGUCAGCUUCCUUAUCUUUUCCUUUCCUUAUUUUUUUCUUUAUUUAAUUUUUUCUUUUUUCCCCAUUUCUUCUUUCGCUUUCUUUUUUUUCUUUCUUUAUUUAAACUUACUCCUUUCUUUCUGUCCAUGUCAUUUUCUCGCUUUCAUUCGAUUUAUUUAUUUUUUAUUUUUCUUUCUCGCUAUUAUCUUGUAAUAUUUUCUCUUUUUUUUCCCAUUAUUUUAUAUUAUUUCUUCUUUUUCUUUCCCUAUCUGUUCCUCUUCUUUACUCUUUCUUUUUUUUCUAUUCGUCUCAUUCAAUGCUUCACUUUCUUUUUCUUUUAA